Molecule: messenger RNA, 3156 nt
Organism: Drosophila subobscura
Lineage: Eukaryota; Metazoa; Arthropoda; Insecta; Diptera; Drosophilidae
Product: RNA cytidine acetyltransferase
Exons: 5
Coding region: 100-3135 (1011 amino acids)
Biological process (GO): rRNA acetylation involved in maturation of SSU-rRNA
Cellular component (GO): 90S preribosome; nucleolus
Molecular function (GO): 18S rRNA cytidine N-acetyltransferase activity; tRNA binding; ATP binding
Source: RefSeq, a predicted model, not a curated record
GCACACGUGCAUUUUAAACUUCUGCAGGCAGAUAAUUCGUUUAUUUAUUAGAUUUUAAAACUAAAUACAAGAGUUCACAGAAUAGCGCUAGUAGCCAAAAUGGUCAAGAAGAAAAUUGACAAUCGCAUACGCGUGAUGAUCGAGAAUGGCGUUAAGCUUGGCCAUCGGACGAUGUUCAUCAUCAUCGGGGACAAGGCGCGCGACCAAGUGCCCAUACUCUACGACAUUCUCACCAAGUCCACGGUGAAGGCGCGCCCCACAGUGCUGUGGUGCUACAAGAACAAAGACGAGGCCAUAUCCAACCAUGGCAAAAAGCGGGCCAAGAAGAUUGCCGUGGGCAAGGUGGAUGUUAACGAAGCCGAUCUGUUCGAUUCCUUCCGGGUGGCCACCACCAUCCAUGGGCGCUACUACUCGGAGACACAUGCGGUUCUGGGUCGCACGUAUGGCGUGUGCGUGCUGCAGGACUUUGAGGCUCUCACGCCGAACCUGCUGGCACGCACCGUGGAAACGGUCGAGGGCGGCGGCCUAAUCAUACUGCUGCUGAAAUCCCUGCAGUCGCUGAAGCAGCUCUACACCAUGAGCAUGGAUGUGCACAAACGCUUCCGCACCGAGGCCCAUCAGACAGUCACCUGUCGCUUCAACGAGCGCCUAAUCCUGUCGCUGGCCGACUGCAAGCGCUGCCUGGUGGUCAACGAUGACCUGACUGUGCUGCCACUCAGCUCAAAGACCAUCAACGUGGAACCAGUGAAUCCUGCAAGCGCGGGUCGCUCCGAGAACGAGAGCAGUCUGAGGGAGCUGAAGGAGAGCCUGCUGAAUGUGCAGCCAGCUGGCGCCUUGGUUAACCUUUGCAAGACCUACGACCAGGCCAAUGCCGUGGCUCAGUUUAUUGAGGCGCUGGUGGACAAGCAGCUGAAGCCACCCAUGUCCCUGACAGCGGCACGUGGACGCGGCAAAUCGGCUGCCCUGGGUCUCUCUAUAGCCGCGGCCGUGGCCUUUGGCUAUGUGAAUGUCUACGUGACCUCGCCGCAUCCCGAGAAUCUGAUCACGCUGUUCGAGUUUGUGCUCAAAGGGUUCGAUGCGCUGGAGUAUCAGGAGCAUGCGGACUACACCAUAAUCCGGUCGACAAAUGCCGACUACAAGAAGGCCAUCAUACGGAUCAAUAUCACGCGGAGCAGUCGACAGACCAUCCAAUACAUUGCGCCCAGCGAUACGCAUCUGCUGAAUGCCGCCGAUCUGCUGCUGAUCGAUGAGGCUGCGGCCAUUCCCCUGCCGCUGGUGAAGAAGAUGAUCGGCCCCUAUCUGGUGUUCAUGGCCAGCACCAUCAAUGGCUACGAGGGCACCGGACGCUCCCUCAGCCUGAAGCUCAUCUCGCAGCUGCAGAAGGAAAACAAUGCCCGGCCGCCGCUCAAGUUGGAUGAAUCGAUUCGCUACCAGGAGAACGACGACAUCGAGCGCUGGCUAAUCAAUCUGCUCUGCCUGGAUGCCAGCACCGUGCCAUCCAUCAGCUCCGGCUGCCCCACGCCCGAUGCCUGUGAGUUGUACUACAUUGAUCGCGAUGCACUCUUCUCCUACCACAAGGCCGCCGAGUCCUUCCUGCAUCGCCUCGUCUCCAUCUACGUGUCCUCCCACUACAAGAACACCCCCAACGACCUCCAGAUGAUGAGCGACGCACCCGCGCAUCAUCUAUUCUGCCUGCUGGGUCCCGUGCAGCGUCUCGAUCAGCUGCCCGAAAUCCUUGUCGUCAUCCAGGUGUCUCUGGAAGGGCAGAUCUCCUCGAAGAGCAUCAGCGAGUCGUUGGGGCGCGGCAAGAAGGCCGCCGGCGACCUCAUACCCUGGAACAUAGCCGAACAGUAUGGCGAUGUGGACUUUCCCAAGCUCUGCGGCGUUCGCAUUGUGCGCGUGGCCACGCAUCCCAAUUAUCAGCGGAUGGGCUAUGGCAAGCGGGCCAUCCAGCUGCUCAAGGACUACUAUGCCGGAAAGCACACAAACCUGGACCUGAGUGGGUCCACAGCCUUCAAGGCUGGUGGCCAAAAUGGCAUUGAGGAGGUGGAGGAGGAGCAGCUGAGUCUCCUGAAGGAGCAGAUCCGGCCGAGGAAAAACAUUCCCACACUCCUACAGCGCCUGCAUGAGCGCACACCGGAGCCGGUGGACUACAUUGGCACCUCGUACGGCCUGACGCCGGAGCUCCUGAAGUUCUGGAAGGCCGCCGGCUUUGUGCCCGUGUAUCUCAGCCAGAAGGCCAAUGAACUGACCGCCGAGCACAGCUGCAUUAUGCUGCACACGCCCGGGACGACGCCCUGGCUGGGGCUGUACUACCAGGACUUUAGGCGGCGUGUCCUCAAGCUGAUGGGCAAGACGUUCCGCGAGUUCGAGACGAAACUCUGCCUGGCACUGCUCAAGAACAAGUCCGCGUCGGAGUCUGGGAGCAAACCCCUGGACAAGCACACACUGGACGUGUUCUUUUUGCCGCACGACCUGAAGCGCCUCGAGAGCUACGCCCGCCAGCAGUCCGAAUUCCGUUUGAUCCUCGACCUGCUCACAGACAUCGCCCAGCUGUACUUCCAGGGCAGGUUUGAGUCCCUGCAGCUGGACCUGGUACAGCAGGGCAUCUUGCUGGCAUUGGGCGUGCAGGGCAAGACGGUGGACAUGCUCGGGCAGGAGCUAAACAUGCCGGGCAACCAGCUGCUGGCCAAGUUCUUUGAUGCCAUGAAGAAGUGCAAUCAGUGCUUCCGCUCGAUCAUCGAACAGCACAUCGAGGGGGGCAUGCUGCAGGAGGCGGAUCUGCCGCGCGGCGAGGACCUGCAGCCCAUCAGCCUCUCGCUCGACCAGGAGCUGGACCAGACCGCCCAGAAGCUGAGCAAGCAGCAGCGCAAGGAGCUGAAGCGCCUCAAGGCCGAGCAGCUGGACGAGUUCCUCAUCAAAGGCACCGACGAAGACUGGUCCAAGGCGCUGCAAACGAACGGCAGUGGCCCCACCAGCGGCGGCAGCAGUGGCCUCAUCUCCGUCAAGAGUGGUCACCUGAAGAGCGGUCCCAUUGAGCAGCUGGAGGAUCGGGAGCUGGAUGGACCGCAGGCCAAGAAGAAAAAGAAGAGCAAUUCAAAACAGAAACGCAGUCUGGGCAAGUCCCUGAUCUAGGAGGAGGAUUUUAAUUGUUGU